CCUGAAAGGCAGCAUUCGGUCCCACAAGAUUUCUGAAUUCACGGUCAAUUGCAGCCGCCUGGAUUUCCACCGCAUUCAACUUCAAUCAUCUGUUUUUGUAAAAUUUGAUGAUAUUUUUCUUUAUCGUUCAAGAAACAAAUCAUCAAGAUUUGCUACAACUGCACAAGUCCCAGUUCCACUUUUUUCACUUAUUACCGCAAGAACAGUGUUCUUUGUCAAUCAACAAUGUCUCUUUCUCUCUGCUUCACGCCAUUGAUCUCCCAAGCAAGACAAACCCCUGCAAGAAUCCCUCUCUACAGACCUCUCAGCCCAAUUGAUAUCUCUGCCAGACCAAAGUUUGCAUAUUCAAGAUUUUCAAGUAGAAUUAACUAUGGGGUUAAUGAGAAUUUUGAGAACUUAGCAGCAGUUGUGCCGCCUGAUAAGCAGCCCAGAUGGGAGAGCUGGUUGGCCACUGCUGCAAGUUUGUACCCUGUUUAUGUGACUGUUGGAGGGGUGGUUGCUUUUUUGAAACCCUCAACUUUUUCUUGGUUUGUGAAUUUGGGUCCAACUUCAUAUAGCUUGACUCUUGGGUUUAUUAUGCUGGCUAUGGGUAUAACUUUGGAGCUCAAAGAGUUGGUCAAUCUGUUCAGACAACGGCCUCUUUCUAUACUCUUCGGUUGUGCUGCUCAAUACACUAUUAUGCCUGCUUUUGGGAUGAUAGUUAGCAAGUUGUUGGGGCUCUCACCAUCUCUUUCAGUAGGGUUGAUAUUGGUCUCUUGUUGCCCGGGAGGUACAGCAUCCAACGUGGUAACCUUAAUUGCUCAAGGAGACGUGCCGUUGUCGAUCGUAAUGACAGUAUGUACCACCCUUGGAGCGGUGAUCCUUACCCCUCUCUUGACUAAGAUUCUUGCAGGAACUUAUGUUCCUGUCAACGCCGUUGAUCUAUCCAUGAGCACCUUGCAGGUGGUAGUUGCUCCGAUUCUGCUAGGUUCUUAUCUGCAGAGCACAUUUCCUGAAGCAGUGAAACUAAUGACUCCUUUUGCACCGCUGUUAGCCGUUUUAUCUUCCUCACUUCUUGCUUGCAGUGUAUUCUCCGAAAAUGUCGUGCGUCUGAAGUCUUCAGUUGUUGGAGCAUCGUUAUCCUCCAAUACAUCUCCAAUUCUUCAUGCUCAAGCAUUGCUCUCAAGUGAGUUGGGUGUCAUUGUUCUUUCGGUCAUAAUGCUGCAUUUUGCUGGUUUCUUUGUGGGGUACCUAUCUGCAGCUUUUGGUGGAUUUAAGGAGUCACAACGGCGUGCAAUAUCAAUUGAGGUCGGCAUGCAAAACUCCUCGUUAGGAGUGGUUUUAGCUACUUCUCAUUUCACCUCACCCAUGGUCGCAUUACCCUCAGCUAUAUCAGCCGUAAUUAUGAACAUCAUGGGCAGCAGUCUAGGUUUCUUCUGGAGGUACAUCGAUCCUUCUGGUCCAAAGAGUCGUCCUGAAGCAGCUGAGGAGUGACGACGGUCGUUUAGCAUAAUGCUGAAGCUGAUGCGCCUGACUUCUGGUUUGACGUGAGUAGUUCCAAUUGACCUGCACUGUUAAUUCUCCAUUUCUCGGGGUCGGAAGCUCGACACCUUACGAAAAUCUUGAAUGAUGUAUCGAGCAUUGGAACAUGGACAACAACCUUGGCUUGCCGAUGAUGUGUGUUGUCUGAGUAUCUGUAUGAUUUCUUGUUUUCACUUGUUUUGUAGUUUUGCUCGUCUUUAUGACUAGUUGUAAAAUGUUGUUAUUUGAUAAAGGGUUCCAAACGAAUUUUUAGCCA
Molecule: messenger RNA, 1777 nt
Organism: Sesamum indicum (sesame)
Lineage: Eukaryota; Viridiplantae; Streptophyta; Magnoliopsida; Lamiales; Pedaliaceae
Product: putative sodium/metabolite cotransporter BASS2, chloroplastic
Cellular component (GO): membrane
Source: RefSeq, a predicted model, not a curated record